CGCUUGUGCAUAGUUGUUUGUGUUACUUAGUCUUAGUGCUUCCAAGACGGGGGGGGGGUGGGAGGAAAUAAAAGACUACAUCUCCCAUAAUGCAACGGAAGAGUGAGAGAGAAAGAAGGCCUACCUGCAGUUUUUCCUCAUAUAAAGCUCAGUAGUGCAAGUGGCCGAGAAUAAAUGGAGAGCUGCCCUGAUGCCACAAAAACUGCACCAUGGAGAAGAAAAAAGAAGUUCCAUGGUCAUCACUCCAGAGAGAAGAAGCACUGCACAGGCCAGAUACCAUCAUGCCUGAAAACACCGACAACAUGCCAGAAAAUAACACCACUGGUGGCAACAAACUAUCCAGAAAUCAAAUCCUCACACUCAUUUCAACGGCUUCACUUAACUUCAGUUCUAUGAUAUGUUAUUCCAUUUUGGGACCCUUCUUUCCUCAAGAGGCAGCUAAGAAAGGAGUUAGUAACACAGUGACUGGUCUUAUAUUUGGCUGCUUUGCUAUGUUUAAUUUUUUAAGUUCAUUAAUACUUGGAAGAUAUAUUGUCCAGGUUGGAGCAAAAUUUAUGUUUGUGGUUGGUUUAUCCAUAUCAGGAGUUUCCACAAUUCUUUUUGGGUUCCUCGAUAAGGCUCCAGAAGGAACACUAUUUAUAGUUAUGUGCUUUUUAGUGAGAUCUGUGGAUGCUGUGGGCUUUGGAGCUUCAGUGACAGCAUCUUUUUCUAUUCUGGCGAAGGCAUUUCCUAACAAUAUAGCCACUGCCAUGGGUUGUCUUGAAAUUUUCACAGGACUGGGCCUUGUGUUGGGUCCUCCUAUCGGGGGAAUUCUUUAUGACACAUUUGGAUAUGAAGUUCCAUUUAUUACAGUUGGCUGUGUUGUGCUGUUAAUGGUUCCUCUAAAUAUUUUCAUCUUACCAAAAUAUGAUUCUUUACCUGGAAAAGAUUCUUUUUGGACUUUAUUCAAGCUGCCAAAAAUUAUGUUAAUGUGUUUUAAUAUAUUUUCAUUCAGUUCAUGUUUAGGAUUUUUGGACCCAACUAUGUCACUUUUUGUUACAGAAACGUUUAAUUUGAAAGUCAGCUAUGUCGGAUUAGUUUUCCUUGGACUUGCUUUAUCCUAUUCACUAAGUUCACCACUUCUUGGAGUGAUAAGUGACAAAUUACCUCAAAUAAGGAAAUGGCUUGUUAUUGUUGGCAACCUUGGCACUGCAAUGUGUUUUGUUAUGUUAGGACCUGCACCUAUAUUCCACAUUGAAAGUAAACUCUGGCUGUUUAUCUUUGUACUGGUUUUGGAUGGAUUUUGUUUAGGUCUUUCUGCUAUACCAGUUUAUCCAGAAAUGCUCAGUGAAGCAUAUGAGAACGGCUUUGAAGAAGGUCUUAGUACUUUGGGCUUGAUAUCUGGACUGUUCAGUGCACUGUGGUCUGCAGGAGCAUUUGUAGGCCCAACAGUUGGGGGGUUUCUGAAUGAAAAGUUUCAUUUUAAGUGGGCAGCUGCCAGUCAAGGACUUUUACCUCUACUGGCUUUUGUACUGAGUUUACUAUAUUAUGCCUGGGAAGCGCAUAAAAAGAAAAAAAGGUCUAGUUCUAUGGAAACUAACACUACAGUUGAAGAAAGGGUGCCUCUGCUACAAGAGGAAUGAUAAAGCCCAGUGAAAAUUCAGUUUGUGAUUUUUCUGUUCACUUACGUCCUGUGGAAUUCCUGUUCUUGUGAUAGAAUCAACAUUUCACUUCUAUUUGGCUCAGUAAAGUGACUGAAUAAUAAUAGUAGUGCAUUUGCCUGGCAGAGGGUACAUAACAGUGCAUGCAAGCUGAUCGCUUCACUUAUUGACACUGUCUUUACCGGGUACUUCCUACUAAUGCUAGUUUCUGCAAAAAAUUUUCUUAAAAUAAAAUAAUGUUGUCCAAGAAUUAGAAAAAUCCUGGCAUUAGCAAUAGAGAUGAGCGAACUUACAGUAAAUUUGAUUUGUCACGAACUUCU
Messenger RNA from Hyla sarda, 1960 nucleotides. RefSeq names its product solute carrier family 18 member B1 (gene SLC18B1). Lineage: Eukaryota; Metazoa; Chordata; Amphibia; Anura; Hylidae. Gene Ontology annotation, biological process: transmembrane transport. The transcript is spliced from 15 exons. The record is from RefSeq and is a predicted model, not a curated record. The coding region runs from base 210 to 1622 and encodes 470 amino acids. Gene Ontology annotation, molecular function: transmembrane transporter activity.